Dermatophagoides pteronyssinus (European house dust mite) is the source of this 9236-nucleotide messenger RNA. RefSeq lists its product as uncharacterized. Gene Ontology annotation, biological process: lipid transport. Gene Ontology annotation, molecular function: lipid carrier activity. The record is from RefSeq and is a predicted model, not a curated record. Lineage: Eukaryota; Metazoa; Arthropoda; Arachnida; Sarcoptiformes; Pyroglyphidae.
GUUCGAACAAAUCUUUUUGGUGUUAAUUAGAAUUUGUUUUGUAAAAACGAAUAAAAUAUCUUUAAAUCGUUAAAUUGAAAAAAAUCUAUUUGAAACAAAAAUGGUGAAAUUUUUAUUUUCAUCAUUUUUGUUGGCCGUUGUUUUAGUGGCCAACAAUUAUCAAACAACUACUGCCCGAAUAUUUGAUCGUGAACAACAUGAUGAAUCGAAACUAAUCUGCAUUAAACAUUGUCAACCAGACAAUGAAUUUAAUGAUAAAAAAUUCAUAAAAUUUGAAACUGGACAAUCCUAUGUUUAUGCUGUAAAAGUUACAAAUGAAAUGUUGGCUAAAAUUAACAAAACUCAAACGAAUGGAAUUUUGGAAGAUAAUCUAAUACAAAUUGAUGGUCAAGUUCGUUUGGAAUCGAUCAAUUCAUGUGAAGUAUCAAUGCAAUUGGAAAAUGUAAACAUUCGAUUAUCCAGUACAGAUUCAUUUUCAUCGUUUAGAGAUGAUGAAAUUGAACUUUAUGAACGACAAUUACAAAUUCCAAUAAUUUUCUCCUAUAAAGAUGGUAUUGUAACAGAAAUUUGUUCACCCGAACAUGAACAAGAAGAUCCAUUUGUGAUUAAUGUUAAAAAAAGUAUUAUUUCCGCAUUGCAAACCAUCUCGCAUAUUGAUAACAAUAAAAAUGAUCAAACAGUAAGCAGCAAUUUAGAAGAUUCGGAUGAAUUUUCUGAAAUUGGGUUUGCUAUUAAAGAAAGUCGUGAAGCAUAUUCGGAAUGUGAACAACAAAUCGAAUCAUAUCGUGUAAUUCAAUCGGAAUGUCGUUCAUCUCGAUCACUGGAUACAAUGUUUAAUCAUUUUGAUAUUGAUCUUAUAUCACGUGUUCAUUUGCAACAAGUAUCAAUCGAUGAAAAUUCCAAAGGUGUUCGCAGAAAUAAAUCUAUUUUGACCAAAGGUAAUAAACAACAAUGGUUACGUGAUAUUUUUCGAUUGGAAAAAACACCAUCAACAAAAUCUUCAUUUUCAAUGGAAAAAGUUGAACUUAAAACUGUUUUACAUGAAAUCUGUGAUGAUAUUAAACAAAAUUCAAAUCGUGUCGGUAUGAAUACUGUUGAUUAUGUACAACAAUUGAUUCGAGCAUUUGAAUAUGAAUCAGUCGAAACGAUUCAAUCCAUUUGGAAUGAACAAAUCAAUGUGAUUGAUGAACAUAAAAGUUUUUGUGGUGAUCAAAUGAAAAAAUUAAGAGAUAUUUUUAUCGAUACAGCAGCAUCAAUUAUGCAUGAAAAAACAGCAACCAUUAUUCGUGAUGAAUUAUUACGUUUAUAUUCGGUACGAAAUGAAAAUCCAAUGGCAACUGAACGUUUAAAAUAUUUAGCUACUUCAAUGGCAUUUGCACAAAAUCCAUCAUUAGUUGCUAUACAACAAGUUGUACCACAAUUAUUGGAUCAAAUUCAUGAUUCAGAAAUUGUAUUGAGUGUUUCAGCUUUAAUCAAAUCACCAACAAAUCAACAACAAAAUCAAGAUUAUACUAGAUUCAAAGAAGAAAUGUAUAAAAAAAUUGUCAACAUUAUAAUGAAAAAUAUUAAAAAUCAAACAGCUGAAGUACAAAAUGUACGAUUAUUUAUUGCAUUGGAAAAUGUUUCACCAUGGACUAUGGUCGAAGAACAGGAACAAUUAUUACCGGUAAUUGAAAAUUCCGAUUGGAGUGAUUUGAUUCGUGUUGUAGCCAUUAAAUCUUUUGAUGCUGUUCAACCUACACCACGAACACGACAAAGUUUGAUGAAAAUUUUUUCAAAUUUCGAAGAAAGUAAUGAAAUACGAAUAAUCAGUUAUCGUACGUUGAUUAGAACCGGAACAAAUGUAGAAGAAUUACAACAAAUAUUGAAUGUAAUUGAAAAAGAACAACAAUCAUCGAAUCGUCAUGUAUACAAUUAUGUUUGUUCACAUCAGAAAGUAUCAAGAAAUACAGUCAACAAAGCUAAACGUUCAUCAUUGCCAAGUGGUGCACCUGAAUUUCCAGAACCAUCAUCAUUGAUGCAAGUUUUUCUUUCCAGACAUUAUGAAUAUGAUUAUGUUGAUCAAAAAACAGGACUUGGUAGCUUUUUCGAAACCGAUGUUAUCAUGCCUAACGUAAACGAAACAUUCAAAAUUCCACGUUCUAUUACAAUGAAUGUAACCAUUCCAUUGGGUAAAACUGAUAGACAAAUAGCCGUAGCAGAAGUUACUGUUCGUCAAGAAGGUUUUGAAGGUUCAAUGAGUGAAAAAAUUCUUUCCAAUAUCCAGAAUACAUUAUCAAAACAUCGACUCGAUAGUCAAUUGGUUGGUCAAUUAGAUUCUAUUGUUAAAUCAAUGUUAUCAUCAAAUGCUAAAAUGUCUACUCAUCGACGAAUUCAAUUAUUGAUCAAUGUUGAUAGUAAAAAUAUAUUCCUUUAUGAUAGUGAUGAUCGUGAAAAUCAUUUAUCUGAUAUUUGGAAACAAUUACAAAAACGUUUACCAAUUCGUAUCGAUGAAACAAUGAUCAUUUUACCAUGGCAAAAACGUAUUGUUAUUGAUCAAACAUCAUCAGGUGUUCCGAUGUAUUUUGAAAUUAAUUCUACCUAUAUUGGUUCAUUGGAAGCAAUGAUUAAUUAUCAAAAUCAAUCGUCAAAUGUUAUGGAUGGAUCAAUGGAAUUGAUGUUGAAACCAACAUUUGUUGCUCAUACUGAAGUUGGUUUUGGAAUCGAAGGCCGAAAACAAAUGAUGAAUCAAUUUCGAAUUGUUAGCCAAAUACUUGCGGCACCUACAUUACAUUUACAAACCGAAAUCAAACAAGCUAAAAAAUUACAGGUAAAAUUUCUUUUACCCGAAAAAGAACAAGUAUGGUGGAAAUCAUUGACAAAAAUCAUCAAAAAUCAAUCUUCAAACAAUGUUCGUUCCAAUAAUGAAUUAACAUUGGAAACAAAAUGUACAUCGGAUAUGAUUACCAAAGUUUUGGGUAUUAGUUUAUGUCGAAAAACAAAAAAAGCCAGCUUAUUAUCAAAACAAAAUGAAAUGAAUGAAAUGUUGAUUGAUUAUAAUGAAAUUAUUUUACGUAAACAAACGGAAAAAAUGCAAGGUAUUGAAUUCAGUGUUGAAUUACCGGAACAUUUUUUUGCACCAAUGUUGUUGCCCGAAGAUGAAAGUCGAAUGAAAUUUCAAUUCAGUAUUGCAACACCAAUGGUCGACCGAUCAGAACAACAGAAACGAUUUGAAACCGAAUUGGUAAUCGAAUUACCUAUUAAACAAUCCGAUGAUCAAUUGUCAGCAAAAUUUGUUAUUCAUGCAUUUAAACGAAAAUUAGAAGCACGUUUUGAAUUAGUUGAUGGUUCCGAACAAAAAUCUUUUGUUUGUGAAAUUGUUAAUGAACGUAAUCAAAAACUUGUACACGUUAGUGUUGAUGGACAAGUUCAAUCAGAUGAUUCGGAUUCAUGGAAAGAUGCUAAAUUCAAUGUUAAAGCUGUUUUUCAACCAACCGAAAAUAUGAAAUUAAUCGAUAGUAAUGGAAUGAUUACUUAUCAAAAACAACAAGAUGGUCAACAAAAAGCAAUGAUUAAAUUUGAUUUUAAUGAUCAAACAUCAAUCGAUAUGGUUAUCAAUCGAAAUGGUCAAACGAAAAAUGGUCCAUUGAAAAUUUCAACUGAAACAAAAAUGAAAAUCUAUGAAUUUCAAGCAAAACAUGAAUGGUUUUUCGUUAAAGAUUCAAAACAAAUUAAAUCAAUGAACAAAAUCCAUUACAAUCGAUUAUCGAAUUGGAAUCAAUUUGAAACAUUCAAUAUUGAAUAUGAAUCAAAUGGUUAUGAUUAUCAUUUACCAUCGAUCAUGGAUAAUGAUGAUGAUUCAGUAAACUUGAAACAAUAUUUUCAUUAUAGAUUUCUUUCAUCACAAUAUCCAUCAUUAAAUUUGGAUGUUUCAUACAAUCAACAACAACAACCAGAUUUAUUCGACAAUGAAUUUGUUUGCAAAUUUGGCAAAAAUAUGGAACUGAAUCAAUUUCGAUUGGAAAGAACUACCAGAAAAAUUCAUAAUGUUCAUGAUCGUGAAUCAAUGCGUUUAGAUACACAAAUACAAGUUCAAUUUACACCGAAAAAUAUUCAUUACGUCUUGAAUGCUGUUACCGAUGUAACGAAACAAGGUGAACAACGAAAAAUAACAACAAAUCAAGUGAAAAUUGAAGACAAACGACAACAACUUUUAUUGGUUGAUUUUAAUUUACGUUCGGAAAAAACUUUAUCAAAACCAUUUCGAUUGGAUAGAGUUGCUGAAAUCAAAUUUUAUCGAUUAAAAUUUCAUGUUUCAUAUAAUGAAACAAUUGAAGAAAUUGCAAAUGGUAAAUAUCAUGGAAAAAUUGAAUUAGUAUCCGUACCAAAAUCCGGAUCAAAUGUAUUACCAAAAUGGACAUUAGAACGAUUACAAUAUCAAUACAAACUUGAAAGUGAUAUUGAUCAAUAUGAAGGAUUAAUGCAUUUGAUUUCCAAUGUACGAAAAUUUGAAUCACAAGCAUUUUUUGAAAAUGAAUUAUUGGGUCAUUGUGGACAAAUGUUUUUGUUUCAUUUACAGGAUAAAUAUAUGGGAAAUUUUCAAUUGAAAAAUGUAAUGCGACGUGAAGGUGAAUUAAUGUACGAAUUGAAUAUGGAUCAUCAACAUGAUGAACAAGAUAAUUGUGAAUGUAAUUUCCAAUUCAAAACUGAAUUGUAUGAUAAUUUGAAAAUCGGUGCUCAUAUGAAACGAAACACACAAAAUAAUCUAUUGUCUGGUAAAUUUGAAGCUGAAAAAUCAGUUUAUAAAUUGGAAACAUCAGUCGAAAUGAAUGAAAACUUGUUGGAUGUUUCGAGUUUGGUAAAGAAACAAGAUCAAACUAUUUAUUUGUUUCAUGGAAGUUAUGACAAACAAAAUCAUCUUAAUGUUCAAAGUGAAUGUGAAUUUUUUACCUUUAAUGUUGAAUAUGAACAUUUAAACCGACAAAAUGAAUCAACUGGAAUGAUUAAAUUUCAAAUUCCAAGAUUUGAAAUUAAACAUCAAAGCCGAUUUCAAUUGAAUGAACAAUCACAAUUCAAGAUUGAUACACAAACACGUUAUCAUGGAAGAAAUUGGAUGGAAUUUUCCUUCAAAACUCAAUCCAAUCGAAUGUCAAAUUUUGUUGGUGAAUUUAGUGGUGAUUUACAUGGUCAGAUUAAAAUCGAACAAGUUGCACCAAAUGUUUAUCAAUUGAUGGUCAAUAUUAAAGCACCACGACAACAAAUUUCUCAUCAAACCAAAGCAAAAUGGCAACAUUAUCCAAAUUCAAUGACAUAUAUGGAUUGUUGUGAAUUGAUUGCGUUCGAUAUGAAAAAUUAUUUUGGUGAACAAUUUAUGUUCGAUAUUGAUUAUAAUCGAAAUGAACCGAAUAGUCAACAAAAAUAUGCAAAUGAAUUGAUGAUUAGUACACGUUCGUCACAUGUUGAAUUAUCAUGGUCACCGAAAAAAGCAUUAGUAGUAAUGAAAACAAAACUAUUCAACGGUAUUGAUCAUCGAACUGAAUUUGAAGAAUUUGAUCUGCCAUUAUUGAAAUUUGUUUCAAAAACUAAACAAAAUAAUCAACAAUUAAUACAAUUGAUUGGUGAUUUAAUGUUUAAAAAUGGACAAAAAUCAUCAAUGGAAAUCAUUGUUGGCAAUGGAAAUAAUGUACAUAUGGAAUUUGUACCAAUGAAACAAUUAUUUACUGAAUUUGAAUCAAGUGAUAAAACUUUAAGUGGAUCAUUACAAUGGACACGUACGGCACCAAAACAAUGGUUAAUGAAAAUUAAUGGCCAGAAACAAUCAUCACAAUUUAAAAUAAUUGUUGAUCAUGAAUGUCAAGAUCAUACUGAUAUUGAAUGGGAAUCGGCUACAAUUCAUGGAAAAUUACAACAUCGUCUUAAUGAUCAUUCAUUGAAAUUGGAUUUAACAGGUGAAAAGAAUGAAAAUUUUGAACAUCAUAGUGAAGCAAGAUGGAAUCCAAAUUGGCAAGAAUUUAGUUUAACAUCAAAUACAAAUAAAUCCGGACAAAAACUAUUCAAUCUUCAAACAUCUUUUGUAGCAAGAAAAUCAUUUCAAAUGAAUAGUGAAUCAAAUUUGAAAAAAUUUCCAUUCAAAUUAAAUACAUUGAUCAAUGUUGAUAAUAGACAUUUGGAUUUUGAUUUACAUGAAAAACUUCAAGAUCAUCGAAUUCGUUUUGAAACUAAAGCUAAAAAUUUAAAUGAUUUUCGUGUACAAUGUGGAUGGGGACAAUCACAAGAUCAAACUAAAAAGAUUGCAAUUGAAACAAAAAUUCAACCUGAACAAAAUAAAGCCAAAAUUGAAGGACAAUGGUUUAAACAUCAUUUAAAAUGUGAAGGACAAUUGGAAAAAUUGGAAAAAAUUCUUGAAAGUCCAGUAAAAAUUGAAGCACAAUAUUCAGAUUUGGAUGAAAAUUUGAUAAAAUUGGCUAAAUUUGAACAUGAAUACAAACAACAAGAACGACAACAUGAUGUUUUGGUUGAAUGUCGUGAUGGUCAAACCAGAUUGUUAACAGGUCAAGCACAGCUUAAAACACCAAAAGAUCGUUCAAUGAAAUUUGAAAUGAAAACUGAAACUGAUUUGAAUGGUGAUUGGGAUCAGAUGAACACACAAACAAAAUAUGAACAUCGAUCGAAUGAAAAGAAAAAUUUUGGACAAAUAUUUUUGCUUGAAAUUGGAUCAAAAAAUGAGAAAAAAUCAAAAAUUGAAUUGAAAGGUAAAGGUGAUUCGAAAGCAAUUAUUUAUGAAUUGAAUUUCAAUUCACCAAACACAAUGGUUGAAAAGAAAGCAAAACUUGAAUGGAAUAAACCUGAACGUAAAUUACAAAUCAAUGUUUACGAUAAAAAUGGUCGUAUUGUUGAUGUUAAUGUUGAUCUAUUUUCAAAAGCUGUACAGAAAAAAUUUCAAAUUGUAUCGUUUACGGAUAAUAUUCCAACAAUCGAUGUGGAAGCUGCAUUUGGUGAUAAUUCACAUUUAAUUUUUGCUGUAAGUUAUCAAAAGGAAAAGAAAUUGGAAUUAGUGUUGAAUUGGUUUGGAAAAUGGCGUAGUGAUUAUCGUGCAAACAUAAUGUUUCAAUGUUGGGCUGAACCACAAUUCGAAAUGAUGAUACAAUCACAUCAUCCGGCUACAUUUGAUAAUGUAGAUGUACGAUUUAAAUAUCAAAAUCGUGAAAUUCAAGCUAAAUGGAUGGAUCGUUUUGAUGAUGAACGACAUUGGCAACGUGAAGCAACCAUUCAAAUGGAUGGUCAUGAAAUAAUACAUUUGAAUUUGGAUCGUAUACAUCGUGAUGAUACACAACGACCAACCGCUUAUGAAAUUGUUCGUUAUGAAGGUCGAUUAAGUGGUGAUUAUAGUGGUGAAGGAAAAGCUGAAAUUGUUAUGGAUAAACAAACUGGUCAAAUAAAAGUUUUACGUAUCGAAGGUGAAGAACAAUCACGAAACAAUCAACAUUAUUCAGUUGAAUUAUAUUUCCGUUAUCAAGAAUUGAAAGAAUCACCACAAAUAACUGGAUUGACUAUUGAAAGAAAUCAUGGAAAACCAGUAUUGAUUGCAACCUAUGUAGAACCACCACCAAUGUUGGUUCAAGCACAAAAUCGAAUCAAUACGUUGGUACAUUUGUAUCUACCGGGUGAUAUUGAUUAUCAAUUGUUAAAUGAAAUCCAUUAUGAUCAAGAUAAUGAUGAGAAACCAUUAAAUUUCCAAUCCAUUCAACAAGUAAAAUCAAAAUUAUUGAAAAAAGGUUCCCGAAAUCCAAUUCUCGAUAUGGAAGUACAUUAUUAUGAUAAUAAACAACAAAAUCAACGACAAGUACGAGUUGAAUUACGAUCACCAAAAUUUUAUGAUCAACAACAUCCAAAAGUUUUACAAAUGCGAUAUAAUUUCGAUUCAAUGAAUAAUGGUUGUGAAAAAAGUAAAAAUUUUAUCGAAGUUGAUGAACAUCGUGAAUAUGAAUGUUCAAGUUUACAGAUGAUUUUCGGUGAUGAACAAACAAUGCUCAAACAAAAAUCACCAGUUUCGAUUGCAUUGGAAUUUGUACAACGACCAUCAACAAUGAAUCAUAGUUUAUUAUUUGCAUUGGAAACAUUGAAUGAAAAUGAUUCCAGUCGUGUACUUAAUUUCACCUUAUUCAAUCAUAUGUCACCGGUAUCGAUUGGUUCAGAAUGGCAAAAUGUAAAUCGAUAUGGCCGAAAACAUUCCGGUAAUAUCUAUUUUGGAUACAACCAGAACCAUUUGAAUGUAUCGAAAUUUUAUGACAUUAUUUUUGGUGGUGAUAAAAAUUCUUACAGAAUUCAUUUCGAACCAAAAAAUAUUCGACAAAGUUUUGUGAAUGUUAGUUUCAAUGUAUGGCAAUGGUUGAAAUCAAUUUUCAUUCAUGAUUCACAACAACCUAAACGAAUUGAAGAACUUUCCGAACGAACAGAUAUUCGUGGAUUCAGAAAUCAAAUGUUUGAAGAAUUAAAAGAUGAAAUUCGUUAUAAAUAUCGUCUAUUUAAACGACAAAUAAUUGAUCGUGAAUUGGUCAUAUUGUUUGUGGAUGAAUAUCAAGAAAUUCGACAUAAAAUGCAAACAAGUGAUGAUCAUAUUGCCCGAUUGAUUAUUCAAACAUUGAAUAAAAUUGGCCAAUAUUAUGAACAAUUGAUGGAUAAAUAUGAUUUGGAAUCUAUUGUUGAUAAUAUGAUUGCAGCUUUUUAUCGAUAUGCUGAAAAAUAUGAAUGGAAAUUAUUCAAUAUGGUUGAAGAUUGUUGUUUUCAACAUGAACAAUGUCGAAAAUUAUAUCGUACAAUUCGUGAUUAUGAAAUUCAUCAAUUAGUACGACGAAAUGUUCAGAAUUAUGUUCCACAAACAAUGUUAAAUGUUUGGAAUGAUUUUAAUCAACAACAACAACCAAAUUUAGUUAGAUUGAAUGAAUUUUAUGAUCAAUUACAAAAUGGUACGCUAUUUAAAAACAAUAACGUAUUGAAUUUUGUUAAUGAUUGGACGAAUAAAUUCUCAUCAAUGUUUAAUGAACAACAACAUCACCAACAACAAUCUGAAAAUCAAAAUGAACAAAUCAAAGAUCAAACAACAACAACAACAAACGAUAAUGGAUUUUAUGGUUCAUCAAAUAAUGAGAAUCAAAAUUGGUGGAAAUCUAAUUAGAAAAAAAAAACAGCAAUUUUGUUUUAAAUUGACCAAUUUUUUUCAUUUAAUUUGAUUAAAAGUUUUAUUGUUUUUUAAAUUA